Messenger RNA from Penaeus chinensis, 2582 nucleotides. It is a transcript of the gene fzy, whose product is annotated as cell division cycle protein 20 homolog. Gene Ontology annotation, cellular component: anaphase-promoting complex. Gene Ontology annotation, biological process: positive regulation of ubiquitin protein ligase activity; anaphase-promoting complex-dependent catabolic process; positive regulation of anaphase-promoting complex-dependent catabolic process. The transcript is spliced from 13 exons. The coding region runs from base 161 to 1786 and encodes 541 amino acids. Lineage: Eukaryota; Metazoa; Arthropoda; Malacostraca; Decapoda; Penaeidae. The record is from RefSeq and is a predicted model, not a curated record. Gene Ontology annotation, molecular function: protein binding; anaphase-promoting complex binding; ubiquitin ligase activator activity.
CGUCCAUUUAAAACGGCAUUUUAAACUUCCACUUUCUCCGUCUCUCUUAGAUCUCCAAAUAUCGCCGCUUCCGUGUCUUAUCUCUCUCUCUUAUCGAAGGAUAGUCUAGGGAGCAGCCAACAAAAGUAAAAAGAGACCAAAGUCAUAAAUAAACGGCAAGAUGUCCCACCUUCAGUUUGACGCUAAGCUCAGUGAAGCGUUAAGGAUGGACGGAGAUUUGACGAGGGGGCCAGUUCCCAGGUGGCAGCGGAAGGCGAUGGAACAGGGAAUGCAACAACUCUCCAUAAGCAAUGAAAACAGUUUUGCCAACAAAUCCGGUUAUAACAGUCCAAAGUCAGCUAAAACUCCACACAGCAGAUCUUUCCUUGAUAGCAAGAGCCCUGGUCGAGGAAAGUCUCCAAGCAGGUCCAAGUCGCCAGGUCGCAGGAUUCCAAAGCUGACAGUUCGUGGUGCAGGACAGAAGACUCCCUCUCGCAAAACUCCCGCCACACCACAUAACCAGCAAGACAGAUUCAUUCCAAACCGAAGUACCACAGAUACGGAACGUUCUCACCACCUCUUGGUCACCAGCAUGGAGGCUUCGGGAGGUGACAAGUCCACAGAGGAGGAUGAAGUGUCCCUUCAGCAGAAGGAAUAUCAGGAAAAGAUGACAGAGAACCUAAACGAUGGGGUGGCACCUGAGUUGAGGGUUUUGUCAUUUAAGAGCAAGGCACCACAAGCAAAAGAAGGACAUUUGAACAACCACAAAGUGCUGUACAGUGCCGGAAAACCCACUGUGCCCAAGGCUGCCACAACAAGACACAUUCCCAACAUGCCAGAAAAGGUUCUUGAUGCCCCGGAACUUCUUGAUGAUUACUAUCUUCACCUUCUUGACUGGAGUGUGAACAACCACUUGGCUGUAGCUCUGGGAAAUUCAGUAUAUGUCUGGAAUGCUGGCGAUGGUUCCAUUACCCCCCUGUGCCAGCUGGACGACCCCGACUAUGUCUGCUCUCUGUCGUGGAUUAAGGAAGGUAAUGUGCUUGCCAUUGGCAAUAGCUCGGGUGUCACGCAACUCUGGGAUGUUGCACAGCAGAAGCUUGUGCGCUCUAUGGGUGGCCAUGAGAGCCGUGUCACCACCCUUUCCUGGAACUCGUACAUCCUCUCCUCCGGUUCACGCUUAGGACAGAUUUUCCACCAUGAUGUCAGAGUGGCUGAACAUCAUGUGACAACCUUAGCUGGACAUUCACAGGAGGUCUGUGGUCUAAAGUGGUCUCCUGAUGGGCGUUUGCUUGCCUCGGGUGGAAAUGAUAAUCAGGUAAACAUCUGGGAUAGCAUGAAUACUACUCCAGUCCACACGCUAACUCAACAUCAAGCCGCUGUCAAAGCUGUAGCUUGGUGUCCGUGGCAGAACAAUCUCCUUGCAACGGGUGGAGGGACAGCUGACCGAACCAUCAGAUUGUGGAACUGCACAACUGGAAUUUGUCUUAAAGAUACCACAACUAAUUCUCAGGUGUCAUCCAUUGUUUGGUCGGCACACUACAAAGAGUUCAUAUCUGGCCAUGGAUUCUCUAAUAAUCAGCUAACCAUCUGGAAAUACCCAACUAUGGCAAAGGUGGCUGACCUCACAGGUCACACUGGCAGAGUACUGGAGUUGUGUGUGUCUCCUGAUGGUCAGAUGGUAGUGAGUGCAGCAGCUGACGAGACCAUCCGGAUGUGGAAAUGCUGGGCCAUGGACAAAAAGGACAAGAAACAGGCCGAUGCAAACAAAGGCCAUCCAAUAUCCAUGCUUGCUCAAACCAUUCGAUAAAUUUUAUGGUCAUGUCAGCCUUCCACCUCUUUCCUCUGUUUUUCUUUUACUUUAUUUUUAUUAUUGAUAGGUCCAUCAUAGGGAUUUCUUUUUUACAUUCCUAAACAAUCGCCUGCCUGUGAUAAGUGGGUGUUGUUUGAAUUCCUCUUUGCAAAAUGUGAUUUAAGUGCAUUUGUAAAACAUUAGGAAUGAAUGUACAGAAUCUCAAGUUCAUUAUCAAAAUCUAUAUCUCUUCAACUUUUAAAUGUGUUCAUGGGAGAUAUGAUGUGAUUUUCUUCUCAAUUUUUAUUCUUGUAACUUGGGUUCAUUCUUUAAUAUUUUGUAUUAAAUGUGAAAUGAAUGUGACUUGCAUCUUUGUUAUAAGAACUGCUAGAUGUUUUGUAAUUGUCAGGAAUCUACCAUUUCUGCCUUUAUCUAUGGUAGACUUUUCAUGUAUUGGAAGUUCUCCAUCCAUAAGACAUGUAAUAUUUAGAUACCAAUGAUUUUAUUCCUCAAAACCAGAGAUGGUAGAAGUCUCAAAGCGUUCCAUAAUUUCUUGCAGCUGUAAAUAUACUUUUCUAUUACCUAUAUAAUAUAUAAGCUUUAACAGGAAUAAAUUUUCAGUGAUUCAUGUGUGUCUGGUUAAUGUAUCAUUAUCAGACAUUUUUUUACAGAUAUAGUGUAGAAUCAAUUGCACAGAUCAUAGUACAUUGGUUGCCAGUACUUCCAAAGAACAGCCUCCUUUGUUUCUGUGCAAUAUGCCUUCUUAAUUACUGUAGCACUAUUUUUAUGGCUUGAAAUAAAUAUCACUUUCUUU